UGCACAACUAACAGAAAUUAAAGUUUCGCAACAGAUCAAAAUUUAGCUGUAAUCACUGUUAAAUAGUGACCCAAAAGUAUAUCAUUUAUAAAAACAUAUGAAAGGAGAAAGGAGGUAUUAAAGACUAGAGCACUAAAAGUCACAUCAAACAGUGUCCAAUCUCCAACCGACACCAUCAAGCAGACAGAGACUUUAAAUCCAAGCCUAUUCAAGACAAUGGAAGGUAUUGUGACAGAGACAACAUCUCAACCCAAACCCAGCAGCCCAUGGGGCAAGCCAGCUGCACCAGUUGCCUGCAGUUUGGAAGAUGUUAUGAGUGAGCAGCUUGCCAGUGACUUACAACAGCAAGAUCUUUCAAGAGAAUGCCGUGCCGAAGCCUUGGCGGCAGGGAUUGAUAUUGAACCAGAUAUACAAGAUCUGAUCAACAGUGCUAGCAAUGAGGCAGAAACUGGCAGUGAUGUAGCCCUGGCCAGGCUGCUACAGAUACAGUACGAUCAGGAACAUAACGCCUUGCUGCAGGCACAGGAAAAACACUGGAAUGGUACAAACAAGGUGAGGAUAUCCUAUGAGAACUACCAGUGCCCGCACCCAGCCUUCAGGGAGGAUGAGGAUCCGGUUACUGUUGAAGAUGAUUACGAAGAAAAAACAGAGUGGGAAAAAGAUUCUCCGGUAAAAAGUGCUAAAGGUUACAUUGGCAAGGGGAAAAACAUCACUACGAAACAUGACCCUGUGAUCUGUGGACGUAGAAAUGCUUCCAGGAUAAUGGAUUUUCCGCCAGAUUUUGUGAGCGGCGAUGGUGAAGGUAUGGACAUGAUGCUACCAAACCAUGUCUACAAUGCUCUCAAACGUCACAGCGUCAAGGAGAACCAUCGAAACCACAAACUCCAUGACAAAAAGGAGCACUCAACAACUGAGCACGCCAUGGAUCCACGCACUCGUCUCUUACUGUAUAGACUUGUCAACAAUGGAAUACUGGAGUCGAUCAGUGGCAGUAUCAGCACGGGAAAGGAGUCUGUUGUGUUCCAUGCUUAUGGUGGACAGAUAAAGGAUCAGUCUCUUCCAACGGAGGUGGCCAUUAAGGUGUUCAAGACGACGCUCAAUGAGUUUAAGAACCGUGAGCGAUACGUGCACGGGGAUCACCGCUUCGCAAAGGAUGAUUACAAGAAACAGAAUCCCCGAAAAAUCAUCAAAAUGUGGGCAAUGAAGGAGUGUGCCAAUCUCUCCAGAAUGAGGAAGUUUUCCAUUCCGUGUCCUGAAGUACAAGUCCUGAAGAAACAUGUCCUUGUGAUGUCAUUUAUUGGAAGUGAGCAGAGACCUGCGCCGAAACUCAAGGAUGCAAAACUUUCUACGGAAAACUGGGAAGACGCUUAUCAGCAAGUUGUACAGUGUUUACGGAAGCUGUAUCGUGAUUGCGGACUAGUGCAUGCUGACCUCAGUGAGUACAACAUGCUGUGGUGGCAGGACCAGGUGUGGAUCAUUGACGUGAGCCAGUCCGUGGACAUCACACACCCAUCUGCCCUGGAGUUUCUGUAUAGGGACUGCACUAAUGUCUCCUCAUUUUUCAUGAAGUGUGGCGUCCACAAGGUGCUGUCAGCAGAGAGAAUGUUUAACAAGGUCACCAAGCUGGACAUUCAUGGUCAGGGAUCAGACUUUGUCUCACAGGUGCAAAGAUAUGGGAAAGAGAAGAGUGAAGAGCUUCUAGCUCAUCAGGCCAGCGAUAAAAACUACCCCUUUGACUUCUUCUUUGAGCAAUCCAUUCAGGACAGAUCAGACUUCAAUAUUCUUCACAUUUCCGACAGUGAGAGUAAUGAAGAGGAAGAUUUCGAUGAAAAUAAUGACAAAUUGGAACUUGGUGUAAAUGAUACAAGUAAAUCAAGUGAUAACGUUUGUAUUGAAAGAAGUAAUGAUUUGACUGAAAGUGUACAAGAAGGUGUACAUAAGAAAGAGGACACAGAGUAAACUAGUUAAAGAUUUGUGCAGGAUAUGUCUACUUAUUGUUUUACAAUAUCGCAUGUUACAGAACUUCAUCACAGGACAGAGUGUACAACUGAUUAUUGAACAUGUUUUAUGUCUAAUAGUAUAUAUGUCAAUAUAAACAAUGAAAACAAAAUGUUGGUUUAUUGUCAAAAUAACACUUCAUAGUAGUGAUGAAACGAUUAUCGAGUACAUUGAUGAAUCGUCGCUGACAAUGCUAUGUCUGCGACAGUCGAUAGUGGUUGUCCAAAAACGAUGUCGCUAAUGUAACUUCCGGUAACUACGUAUUUUUUUAUGCGGUAAAAGUAGAGUGCGGUGAAUGUAAAUACUUUUGCUUAAAAACUGACAAACUCUCCCAAAAUUACAAAUUGUUUUUAAUUUAAUUGUUUAUAUAUUUCAUAAAACCUCAAUAAUCUAUCGCUAUGGUGUAGUGGGUCCGGUCUUACCUGCAAAUAUCGGGGAUCCCAGCUCGAUGCAUUCUGUUUUUGAAACCUUUUUUGUAUCGUUUGUUAUUAACAAAUUUACUUUUUUGUGAAAGUUUUAUGAAAUUAGGAUAUUUUAAUAAAAUCUUCGAUAUUACCGGUUAUUGGAUGAUGAGCUGGUUAACAAAUAAUUAAUAUGCUUUUACAUGGAUAAAAUGUUAGGAUAAAAUGCUAAGAUAACUGACUUGAUGCGGUAAGCAUCAUUUUGCAAUUGAUGUGCAAUAAUUAAGUUCACAUAUGUGUUUUGUUGUUAUGUUUUGCAUCAUGUUAUUAAAGACAGAAAAAGGUUAUACUUACUGUUGCAUGAAGCAUGAUUAUAGCAUCACACCUGCUGAUUCCAGGUUAAACCAUUUAAAUGAUCAUGGUUAUACUAUAAAGAAUGUAUUCCUAAAUUAUAUUAUAACUUAUAAGCUUUCGAUUAUUGUCCGAUAGUAAAUCGAAAUACUUGGUCCGAUUCGAUUUGAUUAACGAUAGCAAAUGGAGUCUGAUUUUCAAACACUACUUCAUAGUAUGUUCAAAACUUAAAUACAUUUUGUGGAGGUCAACAUGUUCACGCCCUCAGAAAUGUAUGUAUAUUUUAUACAUAAAAUAGACUGUGAUGAUGUUGUUUGGUGAUGGAAAGUUGACUUCAUACAGACAUCAGGUAAAAUGUUAAAGGUACAAAUGUUAGUUGGUUUAUCUGUAUAUUAUGUGAUGAUGUUUGCAUCAAGUCUUUAUACUGUUACUUCCUGCAUGAAUGAGAGUUGGUACAUCCCCACAUAUCCAGUGGCCAAUGUAUCUUGUUUAUUUCAUUCCUAUAUUAAUAAUUCAAUAUAAUUAAAACAUAAUGUAGAAUUUUUAGCUCGACUAUUCGAAGAAUAAGGAGAGCUAUACUACUCGCCCUGGCGUCGGCGUUGGCUCCACCUUGGUUAAGGUUUUGCAUAUAAGCACCUUUAAGUCAUUAUCUCAGUAAAAACAUCAAUUAUUGCAUUGAAACUUUGGAUAUGUAUUCCCAACUAUCUUACAUACUAAAUUAAUGAAGUUAGAUAACAAUUAUUUGAAUAUAAUGCAAAUUAUAGGCCUUUAUUAUUCGACUUAGAAAUUCUGGUUAAGGUUUUGCGUGUAAGCACACAUAGGUUAAUUUCUCAGCAACUACUUGAGGUAUUGCAUUGAUACUUGAUACAAUGGUACUCAACCAUCCAACCUACUAAAUUAACCAAGUUAGAUAACUUUAGUUUCCAUUUAAUGCAAAUAAUUGCCCUUUAUUAUUCGACUAAGAAAUUCUGGUUAAGGUUUUGCGUGUAAGCACACAUAGGUUAAUAUCUCAACAACUACUUGAGGUGUUGCAUUGAGACUUGAUACAAUGGUAGUCAACCAUCCAACCUACUUAAUUAAACAAGUUAGAUAACUCUAGUUUGCAUUUAAUGCAAAAUAAUUGCCCUUUAUUAUUCUGGUUAAGGUUUUGCAUGUAACCACAUUUAAGUCAAUAUCUCAGCAAAUAUAUUAUGUAUUGCAUUGAAACAUUAGAUAUGUAUUCCCAGAUAACACUUUUUUGAAUAUAAUGCAAAUAAUGGGCCUUUAUUAUUUGACUUAGAAAUUCUGGUUAAGGUUUUGCAUGUAAGCACACAUAGGUUAAUAUCUCAGCAAUUACUUGAUGGAUUGCAUUGAGACUUUAUACAAUGGUACUCAACCAUCUACUUAAAUAUCCAAGUAAGAUAACUCCAGUUUGCAUUAAAUUAAAGUAAUGGCCCCUUUUUUAUUUGACAAAGAAAUUCUGGUUAAGGUUUAUGCAUGUAACCACUUUUAAGUCAAUACCUCAGCGAAUACAUCAUGUAUUGCAUUGAAACUUUACACACAGGCUCCCAUCUUUUUAACCUUCUUAUUUAAUCAAGUAAAAUAACUCUAUCUUUUAUAAUAUAUAAUUUUUGCCCCUUUAUUAUGCGACUUAGAAAUUCUGGUUAAGUUCUUGCAUGUUAGCACACAUAGGAUAAUAUCUCAGCAACUAUUUCAUGUAUUGCAUUGAGACUUUAUACAAUGGUAUUCAACCACCCAACUUAAUUGAAUAACCAUGUUAGAUAACUGUAUUUUGCAAAUAAUGGCCCUUUAUUAUUAAACUUAGAAAUUCUCGUUAAUAUUUUGCAUGGAACCACAUUUAUGUUAAUAUCUCAAUACACCAUGUAUUGCAUUGACAUCUAAUCUAACAGUGAUGCAUGCAUGUUUCGCCAAAACUUUUCAAUCCUUACAUUCAAAAGCGGCGGAAUAGUCGAGCGCGCUUGUCUCUGUGACAUCUCUUGUUAAAAAACGUGUUAAAACCAACCAACAUUCACCUUUUUUCUUUAUCAUUGUAUUGCAAUAUUGCGUCAACACAUGAAUUCUGAUACUGUGUGGACACAGUGUGUAAUAUUGACAUUCUGUAUAGUACAAAUAAUUAAUUAAUUGAUAAUGAAAAUUCUAACAUGUUUUAAUAAAGAUCAAAUGUG
Mya arenaria is the source of this 4915-nucleotide messenger RNA. RefSeq names its product serine/threonine-protein kinase RIO3-like. Gene Ontology annotation, molecular function: ATP binding; protein serine/threonine kinase activity. The transcript has 12 exons. Gene Ontology annotation, cellular component: cytosol; preribosome, small subunit precursor. Gene Ontology annotation, biological process: protein phosphorylation; maturation of SSU-rRNA. Bases 217 to 1959 code for a protein of 580 amino acids. NCBI's taxonomy places the organism in Eukaryota, Metazoa, Mollusca, Bivalvia, Myida, Myidae. The record is from RefSeq and is a predicted model, not a curated record.